Messenger RNA from Meloidogyne enterolobii, 753 nucleotides. The record is from the annotation of a GenBank genome assembly. Lineage: Eukaryota; Metazoa; Nematoda; Chromadorea; Rhabditida; Meloidogynidae.
CACUCUUCUCCAACAAAAAUGAGACAAAGCCGUAAAGGAGCCGCCAGUCAGCAGCCAUCGGUCGACUCUGGUCCUCGUCCACGCCUUCAUCGAAAACAGUCCAUCCGAAGGACUAAAUACAAAAAAACUCCUAAAGCUCGUAUUAACGACAUUCCAAACGUUGCUCAGCCUGACGAAAUGUUCGAUGGAGGUGUUUGUAAAUCCAAAAGUGAGCUCCACAAGGAAAUCGAUCCUUAUAUUGACUCCGAAACAGGAAUGUUGCCUAAAUGCACGGAUCAAUUGUCGGAUUCUUCCAUUUCCUCGUCUCAAUUAUCGUCCGCAUCAACAAUUAGAGCAGCAUCUCCAUCCAAACACAAGCCAAAAGCAACAACAACAACAAACCGCCAACCUAAAAAAGCAAAACAAAAGAGACAACCUACAAUGCUCGUGUCUUCUGCUGCGACUGUUGCAAUCCUUCCAGCACCUUCUCCGCCUGUGGGUGAACGAGAAGAACUCUUUGAAGGAGUAGAGCAACAAAAACAUCAUCAUCGUUCUGCAUCGCCAAUAUUGGACAACAAAUUCAACAAAAUUAGGCGUCAACUGCGAGUGGCCCUUCUAAAAAGAAAUGAGGGGCAGAAGAAGGCUUCAAAGGAAUCUGUGGACAGUAGCGAUGCGGAUGAUGAAGAGGAAGACGACGAUGAAGAAGAGGAGGAGGAGGAAGGAAAGAGCUACGCGUAUUCGUCAAUCUCAAGAAACAAGUUUUACAAAUUGUAA